AAAAUAUCGGGAGUAUUUUUCCAGCCCUGCCAUCCUUUUCUCGCAGCGUGGCGAUUGCUAAAUUGUAAAAUUUUGCACUUUUCGUACGAAGUAAUAACAAUGUCGGCACUUAAUUUGACCGUACGCGUGCAUCCCGUUGUGCUAUUCCAAGUUGUGGAUGCAUUUGAACGCCGCAAUGCUGAUUCACAUCGUGUGAUCGGCACUUUGCUGGGCUCUGUUGACAAGGGAGUCGUUGAGGUUACCAACUGCUUCUGCGUGCCGCACAAGGAGCAUGAUGACCAAGUGGAGGCCGAACUAAGCUACGCUCUGGACAUGUACGACCUAAACCGUAAGGUGAACUCCAACGAGAGCGUGGUCGGCUGGUGGGCCACCGGCAACGAGGUGACGAACCACAGUUCUGUCAUUCAUGAAUACUAUGCGCGCGAGUGCAACAAUCCGGUUCAUCUGACUGUGGACACUUCGCUGCAGGGCGGCCGCAUGGGGCUGCGCGCUUAUGUGUGCAUCCAGCUGGGCGUGCCCGGUGGCAAAACUGGCUGCAUGUUCACACCCAUACCCGUCGAGCUGACCAGCUAUGAGCCAGAGACCUUUGGCCUCAAACUGUUGCAGAAAACUGUGGGCGUGUCGCCGGCACAACGACCUAAGACCGUGCCGCCCAUGCUGGAUCUGGCACAGAUUUCAGAGGCCUCGCAGAAACUGCAAUCGCUACUGGACCUAAUACUAAAAUACGUCGACGAUGUCAUUGCCCACAAAGUGACGCCGGAUAACGCAGUUGGACGCCAGCUGCUCGACCUCAUCCACUCUGUGCCACACAUGACGCAUGAACAGUUCACCCAAAUGUUCAACGCCAACGUACGCGACCUGCUGAUGGUUAUCACGCUCUCGCAAUUAAUUAAGACGCAGCUGCAGCUCAACGAGAAACUGACAUUCCUGCCUACGGCUUAGUCAGGGUGCUGCUAAUUGGGUUUUAAGUCAGAUUUAAGAGCAAAGUAAAUUCUACGUAUUGUGUAUUUCCCGUUGAUGCGUCUAAGUAAUAAAGUGCUCAGAUCAAUCAGA
This is a messenger RNA of Drosophila grimshawi, 1053 nucleotides long. RefSeq names its product eukaryotic translation initiation factor 3 subunit F-1 (gene eIF3f1). Gene Ontology annotation, biological process: translational initiation. The coding region runs from base 100 to 942 and encodes 280 amino acids. Gene Ontology annotation, cellular component: eukaryotic translation initiation factor 3 complex, eIF3m. NCBI's taxonomy places the organism in Eukaryota, Metazoa, Arthropoda, Insecta, Diptera, Drosophilidae. Gene Ontology annotation, molecular function: translation initiation factor activity; metallopeptidase activity; translation initiation factor binding. The record is from RefSeq and is a predicted model, not a curated record. The transcript has a single exon.